UCUCACAAUCCCCACACCAACAGCACUCAGUCCAAUACUUCCUCUACACCUAUCAAUCUUUAAUUCAUUAUUUGACCGUCCUCAUUCCGUCUUUAUAUAAUGGUUCCGUACAAGCUCUUGACGGGCCUCCUCGUCGCCUCCUUGCUAUCGAUCAACUGGCGCAUCUCCAAAACCCGCCGUGUCUCCACGAAAAUCCCCGACUCUAUUAACCCCGAUGCAGUCAUCCAAGCUCUUCAUGACCAUAAGGCUUUUAUUGCACUGAAUCCAGUGAUUGUCGAUUUAACCCAGGUCCAAACUGACCCCGUUAUAUACGAGAACGAAUGGUUUCAGACCCCAGAGACCCAAGACCCCAUCGAGACAUACAUGAUCAAUAGCAUCAUUACAAUCAUCCCUGUGUCUUACUGGGGGAAACAUCACAUUCAGUUUCCGACUUGGUUGAGAAAUACCGAGACAGGCGUUAAGACCAAAGCCGACGCACCGCUCGGUGUAAUAGUGGGAAGUCAGUUGUCUGUUCAGCCGGAGAAUACAGGAGGAUGGAUGUUAGUAGUGGAUCUGAAUGUCAAAUGUGUAUGGUGGGUGAUGCCCUUUGUGGCGUGGACAUAUGAUCAAGUCUAUGCGAACAUUGUGCGAGAUCUGUUGAAGUCGCAGGAAGGGGGAAUUUGACACUGUGAUAUAAUACCAGUUUUCAGGUCCUGCUCCCGCUUCCAUAGAAGUCGUCUCAGGCCAUUAAAUUCAUGACCUGAUCGGAGGACAAAAUGCUUUACACUUACAGCUUAAUCAUAUACCGGACAUAGAGUUCUGUUUCUUUAGACUUAAUAGUAUUACCCUUUUGAUCUUGCGAAAUUCAAAGCCGAACUGAAUGGAGAAUGACAAUACUAUGCUGAAUAUAUACCCGAGUAAACAUG
Molecule: messenger RNA, 905 nt
Organism: Aspergillus sclerotioniger CBS 115572
Lineage: Eukaryota; Fungi; Ascomycota; Eurotiomycetes; Eurotiales; Aspergillaceae
Exons: 3
Coding region: 100-663 (187 amino acids)
Source: RefSeq, a predicted model, not a curated record